AACUCCUAUGUCCCCUACUUAAGCCUCACACACAAGACAAGAUGUUCAGAGAAGAUAGAGCCACGGGUCCCAGAAGUGCCCACCCCAGCCAGGCCAACAGCAUCUGCAGGAUACCCCGAUGGCCCUGCCCUGCUCCUUCUUGGUGGCCCUGGUGAUGCUCAGCUGCCCCUCCCUCGGUUCUCUGGGAUGUGACCUGCCUCAGGACCACGGCCUGCUGCACUGGAGGGCCUUGAUGCUCCUGCAACAAAUGAGGACACUGUCUGCUAGCUCCUGUGACAAGUACACAAACGACUUUGGCUUCCCCCAGGAGGUGUUUGACGGCAAGCAGCUACAGAAGGCUCAAACCCUCUCUGUCAUCCAUGUGACUAACCAGAAGACCUUCCACCUCUUCUGCACAGAGGCCUCACCUGCUCCUUGGAACACGACCCUCCUGGAGGAAUUGUGCUCGGGACUUUCUGAGCAGCUGGGUCACCUGGAAGCCUGUGCCCUGCAGGAGGCGGGGGUGGGAGAGAUGCCCCUGGUGAAUGGGGACUCCAUCCUGAGGAACUACUUCCAGAGAAUCUCCCUCUAUCUGCGAGAGAAGCAAUACAGCCCUUGUGCCUGGGAGAUGGUCCGAGCAGAGACCAUGAAACCCUUGUAUGCAUCAACAGCCUUGCAUAAGAGAUUGCGGAGCAGGAAGUGA
Messenger RNA from Enhydra lutris kenyoni (northern sea otter), 682 nucleotides. RefSeq names its product interferon alpha-1/2-like. Gene Ontology annotation, molecular function: cytokine activity; type I interferon receptor binding. Bases 119 to 682 code for a protein of 187 amino acids. Gene Ontology annotation, cellular component: extracellular region. Gene Ontology annotation, biological process: response to exogenous dsRNA; defense response; humoral immune response. Lineage: Eukaryota; Metazoa; Chordata; Mammalia; Carnivora; Mustelidae. The record is from RefSeq and is a predicted model, not a curated record. The transcript has a single exon.